CGAUUGCUACUGCAAAUCACGAAUCUUAAUGAGGAUAAAAGCAAAGGAAACAAAGAUGUGAUUAGCAUUGAAUCGAGCAUUGCAUCAGCAUUCAACUUGCCUACUUACUCCGAGGUGGUGAUGCGAAUCAUUGAUCCAGCCAAUGUGGCACUGGAUUCGGUGGAAAUUACAUUCAAAGACCAAUACAUGGGACGAUCGGAAAUGUGGCGACUCAAAACUUAUUUGACAAAUACGUGCGUGUAUACCAAUAAAAAGAUCGAAUACUGCACAUCAUCGAUUCGAUGUCAAAUCUAUGAGCUAUGGUCACAAGGUGAUCGUGUUGCGUGUGGUGUCAUCACUGAGGAUACAAAAGUCGUGUUCCGAAGUAGCACAUCGAUGGUUUAUCUCUUCAUACAAAUGUCAUCGGAAAUGUGGGACUUUGACAUUCACGGCGAUCUGUACUUCGAAAAGGCUGUCAAUGGUUUUCUCACUGAUCUGUUUAUGAAAUGGAAGAAAAUGGGUUGUAAUCAUGAGGUGACAAUCGUAUUGUUUUCGCGAACAUUUUACGCAGCUAAAAGUUUGGAGGAAUUCCCACCGACGAUGCGUGAGUGCCUGCAAAUGGACUAUAAGGGUCGAUACUAUGAGGAUUUCUAUCGUGUUGCCAUUCAAAAUGAGCGAAACGAUGACUGGAGCCCCUCCAUAUUGGUUCAGUUGCGAAAAUUAUUUACGGCAUAUCAGAGCAUUGUAUUGCAUUAUCAUGAACGACCCGGAGUCACAAUUCCACCAGCCACGAAUUCAACCGCAGCCCAAGGGAACUUCCUAGAAGUGCUGAAUAUUUCGUUGAAUGUCUUCGAGAAACAUUAUUUGGAUCGGAGUUUCGAUCGCACGGGGCAGCUUUCGGUUGUGAUUACGCCCGGUGUUGGUGUGUUUGAGGUCGACCGAGAACUGACCAACAUCACAAAACAACGGAUUAUAGACAAUGGUGUGGGCAGCGAUUUGGUUUGUGUUGGCGAGCAACCGCUUCACGCAGUGCCUUUGCUGAAAUUCCAUAACAAAGACUCAUCGAUUGAUGCCAUCGAUGAUUAUUCUAUGCCCCAUUGGAUCAACUUGAGCUUCUAUUCAACCAAUAAAAAGGUUGCAUAUUCAUCAUUCAUACCGCGCAUCAAGUUGCCCCCAUUACGAUCGCCAUCGGACAAAGAAGAUGAAAAUAAAGAGAAUCAACGACAGAAAUUUAGCGUUGAUUCACAUCAAAGUGAAUAUAUUCAUAACUCAUUAUUUGAUUACGAUGCAUAUGACGCACAAAUAUUCACGCUGCCCUCGAUUCACGGGACAUGUUCUCUGCAACGGAAUCCGAGAGCGAAAAAGUCCUCCGUGCCAAAUAUCGAUAAUGAUGCGAUAAUGAAUAUUUCCGAGUCAAUGACAACAAUUGACAAGCAAACAAGAAACCAUGUGCCAAUCAACGAGUCAAAGGUAUUGACGCGACCUGGUCGUGCCUUGAUUAAUCCGUUUGCUCCGUCGCAUGUGACAAUAAAAUUGACUUCAAACCGACGGCGAUGGACACACAUUUUCCCAAAAGAUCCGACCGGUGUAUUGAUUCAGCAGCAUCACUACCAGGCGGUUCCAACGAAUUCCUUCAAUUUUGUUACGGAUGACAACAAUCAGACGAAUUCCCCACGACCAAUCCCCACAAAUAGAUCACUAACACAAUCAUUCACUGGCAGCAUUUGUAGUUUAUCGAGCAUUUCUGAAUAUAAGAGAAAAUCGUCAGCAUUACAUUCACCGGCUGGUCCAAUGGUGACAGUUGAACCGUCAAAAACGUUAACACUAUUGUGGGGUGCGACUGGUGAGCAAGAAUGGACACCAGCCCUUACAACGGGACACGCAGCCGGCAAAAUAAUCAUAGGUGUGGACUGGAAAUCGUUGACGAUUCCGGCCUGUUUGCCAAUCACAACGGAUUAUUUCCCCGAUCAACGAUCACUGCACAACGAUUAUGUUGUGUCCGAUUAUACUUUGCUGCCGGACAGUGUGAACGCAGAGUAUGCCGCUAAUCGAGCUAUUUAUCGCAAACCAUUGACCACCGAAGAAGUGUUCAGAGAGUUGAUAUCGCAACGAUUGGCUCAGGGUUUCCAAUUGAUUGUGAUGCCCGAUAAAAACGAAGUGAAUCUAAACAUUUCACAUUAUAUGCAUUCAUCGCGACCGAGUUCGGGUAGUGGCAAUGUGUCAAUUAAUCAUUUGAAAUGCGGCACAAAUAUGAUAUCGAAAACAUCGACGCCGGUGCGUUCAUCGAUUGUGCAGCCCACCAACGGCACUGAACGAACUAAGGAAUUUUUGUUGUCUAUCGGUCGCAUCUUCCAUAAGAUAGGAUUAGUCGAUUCGGAAAUCACAGUCACACGAUAUCGUCCACGGCAUCCGUAUCCACCGAUCAACGUUGACUAUCGAUACCGCUUCCAAGCGCCACAACAUUCAACCUAUGAAAUAUCUGGCGUAAAUUUCACCACGGAAAAACUCGAGCACUUCAAUUGGAACUACAUGGAUCAAUAUAUUUGCACGCGUGGCGACACCGAUUAUUUAUUGCAAGAGAACUUGAAAUAUUGGCGUUAUCGAAUGUAUUUACUGCCGAAGGAGCAUCCGGCCACAAAGAAAAUUCUCGAGAGUCCGACAGCAAUUCCGUGCGAUAUUUACAUCGAUAACCAUGUGGAUAGUGUGAAACAGCAAAUUGACGAUUUCAUCCGUUUCGUUGAACAACAUCUCAAUAAAUUGCGCAAAAGUCACAUUCAACGAAGCACGACCAGGUUACUGUUGCAGGGAAGCCCCACAGUCCAACAAAGUCAUCUGACACGACGUCGACACAGUACCAGCAUUUUACCAAGACCGCCGCCACAGGUAUUGGCCAAUUCGCCAUUCAGAGAACGAUUGGGAAGCAAUCGAUUGCCAGCCACACGUCCAAGAUCUGGCAGCAAGGUCUUUGACCGAAGCAACAGCACGAAAGUGAUGCAAGCGUCCGAUGCAUCGAUGUCAUUAAACCCAGAACCAAGCCUAGUUAUUACGACGGAGGACAACGAAGAAACAUUUUUGACUGAAACCAAAUUAAACGUUGCUGAUGCGACAAUCACUGAAAUAUUCGAAGCAUUCCGACAUCCGGCGACGGGCGUUAGUUUCUUAGCAAAAGUGCAAAGUUUACCAUCGCAUACAUUUGUAUCGUACGAUGCCAUCAAUUGGUUAAACAAUCGCAUUGAUGGUCAAUUCAAUGCCAUCGAGAUAUUGGAACGAAUGCGAAGAGAGGGGAUGAUUUGCCAUGCAUCGGGUGAAAUAUCGAAGCCAAUUGUGGCCGGGUACUUUUUGUACUACAUUGUGCUGCAAGACACAAAAUCAAAAGACUAUGUCAAGCCAUUGAAUGAUCUAGAAGCGUUUGAAAAUGAAUGGAUGGAAAUCGAGUUGAAGUACGAUAACACACCAAAUACCAAAGAAUUGAAUGUGCCACGAUAUUUGCACGAUUCGGUUGAGAUGCACUUUUUGGAUGGUCCCGUUUACAAGCAGCUGCACUUGGAAAUUGAUCCGACGCAAAAGAGUGAUCGUGUUGAAUGGGGCCAUGUGCGUUAUCAUACAACGGUAACGCCGGGCUAUGCAUUCGAAUUGGUUGUGCAAUGGUUGACCGCCUCCGGUCCAAUUGUUUACGAAUUAAUCUAUGGCUGGAUUCGAAAGGCACAAUUAUGCGGUUUCAAUCUUGUGCCAAUCCCGGCCGAUCUUUUGGCUGAGCCAUUCACCGAGAAAUCCGAUCCACUGCGGGGACCAAUUUUUAUCCCUCUGAAUACGACGUGUUUGGAAAAGGAUGGAAAUUUAUUAUUCAAAGAGUUUCGCAAAGAAACACUCAACGAUCGCUUGAUUCUAUUCCAAGAAGCAAUUGUAGCACGGUUUGGUUUCAUGCCAGCAUAUGUGGAAACGAAAAUGGGCUCGAAUGAAUCGUCAUUCGAUCGGCAGUACGUUCAUUGCACUGGGAAUAUGUUUGUUUUAGUGCCUUCACCGCAUCAAGGCUUGAAAAUUCGUCGUCGCCUUGCUUCGGGCAGCAAACUAAAGAAACCCACCUUCAUCAAGCGAUACCCACUGAACAACGUCUACACCGAAUCACAAAGCACAACUCACGACACAUACGUGACGCGUCAUGUCAAUCUACUGAAAACAAAUGAAUUCGACGUACCGCGAAAGAUUGGCUUUUUAUGGUCAUGGAAUCACAUGGUGCCGAACAAAAAAUGGAAAUCAUUUGUAUUGAACAGCUCACCUGAGGGAGAACUAUUCCAAUUGCGUAUGUUGGCCGAUUUCAAAGACUUUUGCUCGAAUCAAAAUGACCGUUUAGUACGGUUUUACGAAGAGUGUUGGGAGAAAAAAGAAGCGGCUAUUCAAAGUUCCGAAGAAUAGUCGCAUCAUUCAACAAUUUGCAUAAGCUAUUUAACGAAAUAAACAGAAUUUACUGUAAAAACAAACGGACGCUAAACGAAUAGAUGAAUAAAAAACAUUACGAAAACUAAAA
Molecule: messenger RNA, 4504 nt
Organism: Sitodiplosis mosellana (orange wheat blossom midge)
Lineage: Eukaryota; Metazoa; Arthropoda; Insecta; Diptera; Cecidomyiidae
Product: GATOR complex protein Iml1-like
Biological process (GO): positive regulation of autophagy; negative regulation of TORC1 signaling; cellular response to amino acid starvation
Cellular component (GO): GATOR1 complex; lysosomal membrane
Molecular function (GO): GTPase activator activity
Source: RefSeq, a predicted model, not a curated record